GACUACAAGAAACAGUUCUCUGUCGGUGUUUUAUCAAGAUGCGACAACUUGUGGCGGGGAUUUUCGGGGUUCUUUGCGUGGCAAUCGCGGCCACUUCCGGACAAGUGCUUGGCAGUGACGAUCCCAGCCCGGGUGAAGUGGAACCUGGAGAUUCGACGCCGGAGAACCCGUUCGAUGAUAAUGCUUGUGAAAAGAGUGAAAACGUUCCGGUUUGCACGGAUUGCACGAAGAUCACCGUUUGCCUGAACAAGAAGGCACUUCCGGCGAAGAGUUGCCCGGCGGAAGCUCCGUACUGUAUUAGUUCGCUGGACUCGGGGGCAUACUGUUCCGGACAGCCGGAUCCUGAACGACAGCAGUGCCAGGACAAGUUUCAGUGCACUUCGGAGGGAUACUUCCCGGAUCCCAACGAUUGCCACUACUACUACCUGUGCGACUCCUCGUUGAAGCCCUCCAAGUACGACUGCAUGCCGGGGUACGUGUUUGACCUCAAAACCAACGGCUGCAAGCGCCAGGUGUUUGCAAACGACUGCCAAAAGCUGGACUGCUCCAAGUCCAACGGAGUUUGGUCGUACUACGGAAACACUAAGCAAUACUAUGGAUACUGCUACAAACCGGAGGAGGAAUCUACGGCGACCGAGGUGGUUCUGUUCAAGUGUUCCGACGGGGCCGAAUUCGACGGGUACAAGUGUGAGUUCAAGUGCCGCCAGGAGGGCAAGUUUGCCGAUUCGACCAACCGGAAUCGGUACUACGAGUGCUUCUUCAGCGGGGCCGCGCUCAAGUCCCGCGUCAAGUCGUGCGCCAAGGGGAUGGUGUUUGACGAUCGAACAAAGUUCUGCGUGACACCGUUGGCGCUGAUGUAAUGUGAGCAUGCAAUAAAGAUAUUGUUCGUAA
Molecule: messenger RNA, 891 nt
Organism: Culex pipiens pallens (northern house mosquito)
Lineage: Eukaryota; Metazoa; Arthropoda; Insecta; Diptera; Culicidae
Exons: 2
Coding region: 39-860 (273 amino acids)
Cellular component (GO): extracellular region
Molecular function (GO): chitin binding
Source: RefSeq, a predicted model, not a curated record